Messenger RNA from Daldinia caldariorum, 756 nucleotides. Its product is annotated as HRDC-like protein. Gene Ontology annotation, biological process: positive regulation of translational initiation; mRNA export from nucleus in response to heat stress; nuclear-transcribed mRNA catabolic process, deadenylation-dependent decay. Lineage: Eukaryota; Fungi; Ascomycota; Sordariomycetes; Xylariales; Hypoxylaceae. Gene Ontology annotation, cellular component: RNA polymerase II, core complex; P-body. The transcript has 3 exons. The coding region runs from base 244 to 675 and encodes 143 amino acids. Gene Ontology annotation, molecular function: nucleotide binding; translation initiation factor binding. The record is from RefSeq and is a predicted model, not a curated record.
ACCCACUUAUGCUCAUUAAAGGCUUCUUAGGUAUUCCAUCAUAAGCCUUUACAGCAGUUUCUUUCCUUGUCGCAUAUCCUAUCGCAUCCCAUAUCCCAUAUCGCCGUAGCCUGCCAUCCAUCAAUUUGAUCGCGUAAAUUUCGAUUCGCGACUAAUAAAACAGCAACUAAACAUUGCUUCCUUAUUCCUCUCGCUACCGUCGCGACGACCCAUACAAAGAAAACCCGAAGCCGGACAAACACCAUGUCUCAUCCUCCCACGUCGCGAUCUAGAGCGCCACCCGCCGGCAACGAGGAGGCUACCACGGUCCUCAAACUCGGCGAGUUCCAGGACGUCGAUACUCUGACGCUAUCCGAAGCUGCCCUCGUUAUCAACGCCCUCGUAGCCAAACGUCGCAACGACCGCAAGAAUGUCAACGAGACCGAGAUGUUGACGAAGACUAUCGAUUACCUGGAUACCUUCGCCCGGUUCAAGAAGAAGGAGAACGUCGAGGCCGUGGAGCGCUUGCUGAGCUCGCAUAAGGAGUUUCACAAAUUCGAGCGCGCGCAAUUAGGAUCGCUUUGCUGCGAAACGGCCGAGGAGGCAAAGUAUCUGAUCCCCUCGAUCACCGACAAGAUCUCGGACGAGGAACUGCAAGAGCUGCUCAACGAGAUCUACAAGUUGAUGCCCCGAUGAUCGAUGAUCGAUAACGAUACUUCUUUAUAAAUCACCACCCAGGAUACUUCCCUGGGCCAAAGUACCAUACCUCUCUCUAGC